CCGCACGGCGCACACCUGGAUUGUGUUUGACAGUUUCGUUGCUGCGUGUUGUUGUUAUGAUUUUAUGGGCACUCGAUUGAAGUGGAUGUGCGUGACCAAUGCAUCAAUCGUGGCUUAUCGAUCGUGAUCUUCUAGGGAAUUUGAGGAAUUAGUACGAUCAAGAUUGGUGAAGAUGGCUCCUCAUUGCCAAAAUUCCGAGCAAUCUCGGUACAGCCAUGCCAGAAGAAAGCUGGCCAAACUUGGCUAUGAACAUCCAUUUACGAUUGAUAGUCUACAGCUUGUAGAAAAAUUGGUUGAAGACCUCAUCACAAGCACUGAAAGCUGGCGAAGAUACAAGAAUCUCUGCCAGACCACUCUAGAGAAAUGUCGUCUUUACGAGCAAGGAGUGGAGCCUUACCAAAAAGAAAACGCAAGGCUUGUAAAGAGUAAUAAUGACAUGCACAAGAAAUUGCUCAAUUUGCAAGAAGAACUUGAAGAUCAAAAAAGAGCUCACCAGCGUAAACUAGACACAAUGCAGGCUGAAGUGCAAAGAUUUAAGAUUAUGGAAUCGCAAUUCAACAAAUGCAUUUCAGAACUCGAGAAAGAGUGUGCUGAAAAAACCAUAAGACUUCACAGAACAGCAAAGACAAUGGUCAAGCCAGCCUUCAAACCUGCUGGGAGCACUAAAGGGGGUUUUCCUGCUAUCCACGCAAUGUCAGCAAAAGAGAACAGAAGAAGUGUGAAACAAAGUGGCAGUCAAAAUGAUAUCGAAAAAAUUUAUUUUGAUCCACCAGCCAGUAUCUCACAUACGCUUGAGACUCAAGCGUCAAAUUUGUCUCAAGAGCUGCAGAAAAUCAAAGAGAUAGUUGAAGAAUACAAAAUUGAAAACUCUGCAUUGAAUGCCAAGUUGAGUAGAAGAGACAAAGAAAUUGAAAGGCUGGAAAAUAUGAUGGAUGGAGGUAUACCAAUCAAGAAGGUUGUAAAUGACUUGGGGUCUUCCAGUGAUAAACAUUUGGAAUUGAUGCUGAAAGAGAGUGAGGACCAAAAACAUGACGCGAUGAUGAGAGCUGUUCAGCUUGUUAAGAAAUGCAACGAUUUGGGGAAAGAGAUGAAAGACAUUGACGAGUUUGCUUGCAAGCUGAAGGAAGAGAAAAAUGCUCUGGAGGACAGGCUAACUCAGUGCGAAGACAAUUUAAUGCGUUGCUCCAACGAAAACCACGAGUUGAAGUCUCGAUUGAUGCACAUGGGUUUGUCUCAAGGCUGUCAGUGUUCAGGAAAGAACAUAAGUGAUGGAGAUAAGCAACGCCUUCAGGAAAAGCUAGACACAGUGUCCAGAGAACUGAGGGAUAUGAAAGAGAAAGAGAAAAAGCUGAUGGCUGAGAUCAAAAGACUAAGUGACAAGUUGCAAAGUGUCUCCAGACAAGCUACUGUUUGCUCAAGAAAAUCAUCAAGGUCUACCAGCAGGAGCAGAGACCCAGGAGAAACGACUGCCAAAUUGCUAGCACCUAAUCUACCAACUGCUGAAUCAGUGCAGCAAGAAGUGGACAUAGCAAAGCUCAAAGCCGAGGUGGAGCGGCUGAAAGUUGACAAAGAGAGGUCUGAGGCGAGAUGCCAGAAAUUGCAUGAUGAAAUGGCUUCCAUGUCCGAUACGGGUGUCGUAAAUUUAGUGCAGCAAAUAUCUCUCAAAGACAAAGAACUGGUUGCUGUGCAACAGGAAAACAGCAAUCUCAUUCGUGAAAAUGCAAAUUUAAAAAUGCAUCUCAAGGUUGCUCAAGAAACAACGUCUUCUACUGACCUGAGGAGCUUACUUACUCAAGUCGAGAAAGAUAAAAUUGCUGCUAAGUCUGAACUACAGUCGCUUCAAGCUGAAAGAGAUGCAAUUCAUGAGCAACUCAAGUUUGUAACUGGCAAACUAGCAGAGCAGCAGUCUCAGCGUUUUGAUGGGGAUAGAGUCAACCAACUCGAGAUAGAAAGAAGAGAAUUGCUCCAACAAAAGGGUUCAAACCAGACUCAUAUAGCCAAUCUGGAACAGCAAGUUAGAACUUUGGAAGCAGAACUGACUAAGCAGCGGACUCAGUACCUCCAGCUGAAAAAUCUCCAAGAGCAAACUGAUGCUAAUUUGAUGGUCUGCCAAGGGGAAUUGAGCCAGUUUAGGAAAGAUGCAGCAAUAUCGCAUAGCAGGAUGAGUGAAAUAAAGACUCUGCAGGCAGAAGUUGCUUCUCUGAGAGAAGAGCGAGCCAAGCACUGGGCUGAGCUGGAUCGGAACUCUGGGGACAGAGACAGUUUAAAACUGCAGCUUGAUGAAAAGUCCGAGCGUAUUGCACUCCUUCAAAAGGAAAUCAACGCCAAGGAAGCUUGGAUAUCAAAACUGGAGAAAAAUUUGGCGGAAUUGAAAGAGGUGUUGCAGUGCAAGUGUACAAAAAAUGUUCACGUGACCACUAAGGUGAAGACCUCCGUGUGGCCCAAGAAACCCUCAUCCCCGUCCUCGACGCCCCGCAAAUCCCUGCCCCCCAAACGGUGGAUCCGGAACGCUGCUAUGGCACGUUCGCCACCAAGCACCAGGGUUACUCAAGACUCAGAUUUGGCCAACAAGCAAGAUGCACGAGGGUUGCAGCGUGAGCUGGAUCGGCUGAGGAAGGAACUCGAGCAGGCCACCAAGGUGCAGAAAUCCUCUGAAAGCGAGAUUAAACGGCUUCAAGACGACUUGAGCACUGCUUUGAAAGACUGCAAAAUUUCGCAACGUGAUCUUAACUCUGCUCAAAGAGAAGUUGAGGACAUGAAGCAGCGGCUGCAAAAUUAUGUCGCAGAAGUUCAGAGAAUCGAAAAUUUGCUUGCAAAUAAGGAGGAGGACAGAAAUGCGCUACUGGAGCAUUUUCACAGCUUAAGUCAGGAGGCUAUUGAGCUGGAAACGCACAACAACAGCUUGAAGAGUGAGGCGUAUCAAGUGAAGCAUUCGUUAGAAGUCACAGAAAGCCAAGUGACACAUCUGGAAGAUCAGUUGACAGCCAGCAAAGAGCUUAUUUUUUCCUACGAAAGCCAGGUUGUAAACUUGACGCGGAUGGUGAAAAACCUAGAAACUGAGCUAAGGACUGUGAAGGAUCAAUCCGAAAAUUUUGAAAAAGACUUGAAUGCUGUUCAUGAACUUUGCAUGAAGCUUGACAGCCAGAAAGAGGCCCUGGAGGAUGAGCUUAAAAGCAGUAACAAGAGAAGCUUAGAAUUGGAGUCAAAAUGCGCCAAACUGAAAUCAGAACUAGAGGCCCUUCAUAUCCAGCUUCGGCAGGAACUGACGAACAAAGGCGCAAUUGAGAGCGUUUUAGAAGAAAGCAGGGAGGAAACUCUGAAGCAAAGAAUGACCAAUGAAGAGCUGGCACAGGAGCUUGAGAAACUUAAAGGAGAAGUUGCUAAGAUGCAGCUUUCAAGAGAUAAAGAAGAUGUUGAGCGCUACACGAGGUUAGCUGCUGAGAAGUCUAAAGAAGCUGAAAUUCUGAGACGGGAGCUGACAAAGGAAAAGUUUGAGCGAGCCAGACUGGCGGAAGGGACCUCAAGGUAUGAGAGGCCAUGCUGUUUCCCAGAUUAUGUCGUGUCCUCCAAAGUAAAAACCAAAGUCUCCUUUGAUGAUGAUCCUCCUGUUUCCUCCUCUGAGUCUGCAAGCCAUGUUUCUAGUUCAGAAACUUCCUCUCCGAGGUCUGCUCAAACCCAAACACCCAAGUAAUCUUUACCCCUGUCUCAUAAGACAAAGCCAUGUGCAGAGAAGCACAAGCCCAGCGACAUCUACACAUUCCUUGAAAAGCCUGUCACCAGAAACCAGUGACUAGUAUGUUUUAUGGAUAUUAUUUUUACGCUUUGUGAAUUUUUAUGAGGUAAAAAUAUUUUCUUGAAUAAUUGACAAUCAUAAGCAAGAAAAUAAUUUGGAUUCUGACUACAAUCAAUAUUUUCUGUAGUUGAAAUAAAGUUAUAUGCUUUUUGAAA
Messenger RNA from Cloeon dipterum, 3948 nucleotides. RefSeq names its product Centrosomal protein 135kDa (gene Cep135). The coding region runs from base 173 to 3691 and encodes 1172 amino acids. The record is from RefSeq and is a predicted model, not a curated record. The transcript has 22 exons. Lineage: Eukaryota; Metazoa; Arthropoda; Insecta; Ephemeroptera; Baetidae.